GCAAGUCGCUCGCUGUGUUUCUUUUUCUACUUUCCUUUCUCCCGCCUGGAACCUAUAAUCUAGAUUUACUCCUCCAUCAAUGCCCUAGCUAGAUUCUUUCUCCUUCUCUCAUCAUUACGCUUCCUAAGCUUUACUAGAUUCGAUCCGGGUUACCAUUUCUGAUGCCCUGUUUCAGAUACUGAAACAAAAUAGGAAACCACAAAGCCCACGACAAAUUGGGAUUUUUUUUAUCGAAAGAUGAAGAUAAUAUAUCUUCAUACAUUGCUGUUGUUUGGGUUCCUAGUUCUCCUCGUUUUCUGCUCCGUGGAUGCUGAUUCACAGGUUAAUACAACUUCCAAUAAUGUUCUAGAUACGACUAGUGCGGAAUCGUUGAAAAGUAAUGAUACCGUGACUGAGGAAUUAGGCCGGAUAAACAGUGGUAAUGAAAAGAUUGUUGAUUUGGGAAAGGAUAAUUCGAGUAAACAAGUAGAUUCUAAGGGAGCUGAGAAAGAUGUGGGAGCUAAUGUUAGAAGUUCUGGGAGUAAGGAUGACAAGAAAGUUGACAUAAAAGAUUCUGGAUAUCAUGCUUCUGAGAAGAAGGGUGAGCAGAAAGUGAAGGCCAUAGGUGGGUCGGGUUCAGAGUCGGGAAAUGAGGUGACAUUGUCUUCUGGGAGGAAGGAUGGCAUUCGAGGUGAAGAAUGCGAUUCAUCUUUCAGUUGCAAUAUUGAGGAGGAAUCACUGGUUGCUUGUUUAAGGGUUCCAGGAAAUGAAUCCCCAGACCUUUCACUAUUGAUUCAGAACAAGGGAAAGGGCCCUGUCAGUGUUAGUAUAUCUGCUCCCAAGUAUGUUCAACUGGAGAUGAGGCAGAUUGAGCUCAAAGAGAAGGAAAACCAGAAGAUAAAGGUUUCUUUUAGGGAUAGUGGGAGUGAAAACUUCAUUACUCUAAAGGCAGGGAAUGGUAAAUGCAAUCUUCAUUUCAGGGAUCUAAUUGAGCACAGCACUGACAAGGAAGCUGACUAUGUAUCCCAAUUCAAUUACUUUACCCUCUCUUCCUUUGGAAUGAUCUUCUUGGUCGCGUUGCUGCUAUGCGCCUCAGUUUGGACGUUCAUCACCUACCGCAAGAAACACCUUGCAAAGACUGGCGGUAAGUAUCAAAGGCUAGAUAUGGAGCUUCCGGUUUCAAAUGGUGCGAAAAUUGAAGCAGAUGCAAAUGACGGAUGGGACAACAGCUGGGACGACAACUGGGAUGAUGACGAAGAAGCACCAAAAACGCCCGCCAUGCCCAUCACUCCAAGCCGCUCGUCCAAAGGCAUAGCGCCUCGACGGUCUAACAAGGAAGGUUGGAAAGAUUAGGUCUUGGCAGUAAAUGGACAUUCAUGGUUGUUUGUUUCUCUUUACACUUGUGUUGCCAUCUUCUUCUUCUUGUUGCCUCAGAAUUUGCAGCAGUGUUGUUAAAUGUGGGUCAAUUUUAUUGCAGGCCAUUACACUAGUGUAUUAGAAUCAUAGCUGUUGCCUCCAUGUGAACAUAUAGCAUUUUUGAGUUAUGAUGGGCUAUAAUAUUUUGCCUUUAUUAUUCUUUUUUUUUAAAAAAAAA
Ipomoea triloba (trilobed morning glory) is the source of this 1573-nucleotide messenger RNA. RefSeq lists its product as uncharacterized. The record is from RefSeq and is a predicted model, not a curated record. Bases 238 to 1332 code for a protein of 364 amino acids. Lineage: Eukaryota; Viridiplantae; Streptophyta; Magnoliopsida; Solanales; Convolvulaceae. The transcript has 4 exons.